CCCCGCCCCCUUUGCUAUUUCUGGACAGGCAUAUUCCAGACAGCUCGCCCGGCUCCUUAGAUUACUGUGCGGCCGCUGGGGUCCUGAGCGGGGAGAACCUGAAGCGCGCUGGCCAAGCAGAAGGGCUCGGACUUCGAAGAAAUAUCAGGGCGUGCUGGGUUUUUUUUUUUUUUUUCUCGUUCCGGCCCGGGUGGUGCAGAGGGAGGAAGUGGAGGCUGGCAUCCCGGCCACACUGGAGGCAGCGCGAAGGCCCCCUCAGGCGGCGCCGAGGACAGCCCCGCAGCCGGGGCCUGGUGCAGCCGCCGCGGCCGCUGUCAGGGAAGCGCAGGCGGCCAAUGGAGCCCGGGAGCGGCCGCUGCUGCUGAGGCAGCGGUGUCUGCAGCCCGACCCCGACCGCCCGCACCCCCUCCGCAGGGCUCCCCCGGAGCUUGGAAGCUCGAGGUCUGGCUGUGGCAAUGGGAGACACAGUUGUGGAGUCUGCGCCCCUGAAGCCAGCUUCUGAGCCUGCUUCCGGCUCACCAGGGAGUAAUGGGGGCUCCCUGCUAAGUGUCAUCACGGAGGGGGUUGGGGAGCUGUCAGUGAUUGACCCCGAGGUGGCCCAGAAGGCCUGCCAGGAGGUGCUAGAGAAAGUCAAGCUCCUACACGGAGGCGUGGCCGUCUCAAGCAGGGACACCCCACUGGAGCUGGUCAACGGGGAUGGUGUGGGCACCGAGAUCCGGUGCCUGGAUGACCCACCUGCCCAGAUCAGGGAGGAGGAGGAGGAGCUGGAGGCUGCUGUGGCCUCAGGCACAGCCAAGGGAGCAAGGAGGAGGCGGCAGAACAACUCGGCCAAGCAGUCCUGGCUUCUAAGGCUGUUUGAGUCCAAACUCUUUGACAUCUCCAUGGCCAUCUCGUACCUGUACAACUCCAAGGAGCCAGGGGUACAGGCCUACAUUGGCAACCGACUCUUUUGCUUCCGGAACGAGGAUGUGGACUUCUAUCUGCCCCAGCUGCUAAACAUGUACAUCCACAUGGAUGAGGAUGUGGGAGAUGCCAUCAAGCCCUACAUUGUCCACCGCUGCCGCCAGAGCAUUAACUUUUCCCUCCAGUGUGCCCUGCUGCUUGGGGCCUACUCCUCUGACAUGCACAUUUCCACCCAACGACACUCCCGUGGGACUAAGCUCCGAAAGCUAAUCCUCUCCGAUGAGCUGAAGCCAGCUCACCGGAAGAGGGAGCUUCCCUCCUUGAGCCCAGCCCCUGACACGGGGCUGUCUCCCUCAAAAAGGACUCACCAGCGCUCCAAGUCAGAUGCCACCGCCAGCAUCAGCCUCAGCAGCAACCUGAAACGGACAGCCAGCAACCCAAAAGUGGAGAAUGAGGAUGAGGAGCUCUCCUCCAGCACCGAGAGUAUUGAUAAUUCAUUCAGUUCCCCCAUCAGACUGGCCCCCGAGCGUGAAUUCAUCAAGUCCCUGAUGGCUAUUGGCAAACGACUGGCGACGCUCCCCACCAAGGAACAGAAGACUCAGCGGCUGAUCUCAGAGCUCUCCCUGCUCAACCACAAGCUCCCUGCCCGGGUCUGGCUGCCUACUGCCAGUUUUGACCACCACGUGGUCCGUGUGCCUCACACCCAGGCUGUUGUCCUCAACUCCAAGGACAAGGCUCCCUACCUGAUCUAUGUGGAAGUCCUCGAAUGUGAAAACUUUGACACCACCAAUGUCCCUGCCCGGAUCCCUGAGAACCGAAUCCGGAGUACACGGUCUGUCGAGAACCUGCCGGAAUGUGGCAUCACCCAUGAGCAGCGGGCGGGCAGCUUCAGCACUGUGCCCAACUAUGACAAUGACGAUGAGGCCUGGUCCGUGGAUGACAUAGGCGAGCUGCAGGUGGAGCUCCCUGAAGUACACACCAACAGCUGUGACAACAUCUCCCAGUUCUCAGUGGACAGCAUCACCAGCCAGGAGAGCAAGGAACCUGUGUUCAUUGCUGCUGGGGACAUCCGACGGCGCCUUUCAGAGCAGUUGGCCCACACCCCCACCGCCUUCAAGCGAGACCCAGAAGACCCUUCUGCAGUUGCUCUCAAAGAGCCCUGGCAAGAGAAAGUGCGGCGGAUCCGAGAGGGCUCCCCCUAUGGCCAUCUCCCCAACUGGCGGCUCCUGUCAGUCAUUGUCAAGUGUGGGGAUGACCUCCGCCAGGAGCUGCUGGCCUUCCAGGUGUUGAAGCAACUGCAGGCUAUCUGGGAGCAGGAACGUGUGCCCCUGUGGAUCAAGCCGUACAAGAUUCUCGUGAUCUCGGCCGACAGUGGCAUGAUUGAGCCUGUGGUGAAUGCCGUGUCCAUCCACCAGGUGAAGAAGCAGUCACAGCUCUCUCUGCUCGAUUACUUCCUGCAGGAGCAUGGCAGCUACACCACUGAGGCGUUCCUCAGUGCCCAGCGGAACUUUGUGCAAAGUUGUGCUGGCUACUGCUUGGUCUGCUACUUGCUGCAAGUCAAGGACAGACACAACGGGAACAUCCUUUUGGACGCAGAAGGCCACAUCAUCCACAUCGACUUUGGCUUCAUCCUAUCCAGCUCACCUCGAAACCUGGGCUUUGAGACGUCAGCCUUUAAGCUGACCACAGAGUUUGUAGACGUGAUGGGUGGCCUGGAUGGUGACAUGUUCAACUACUACAAGAUGCUGAUGCUGCAGGGGCUGAUUGCAGCGCGAAAACACAUGGACAAGGUGGUGCAGAUCGUGGAGAUCAUGCAGCAAGGUUGUCGCUGUUGCUCAGGAGCGUCCCCGUCUGGCCCCGUGAUGACGGUGGCCCAGGUCAUCUGUUCCCAGCUGCCCUGCUUCCACGGCUCCAGCACCAUCCGCAACCUGAAGGAGCGCUUCCACAUGAGCAUGACGGAGGAACAGCUGCAGCUGCUGGUGGAGCAGAUGGUGGACGGCAGCAUGCGCUCCAUCACCACCAAGCUCUACGACGGCUUCCAGUACCUCACCAAUGGCAUCAUGUGACAGCCUCUUUCUCAGGCCCUGAAGUGGGGGGGGGUACUCAGGGACCCUUCCCAGGAGGACCCUGGUCAGAGAAACCCCAAACCAGGCAACCCCACCCACCCCCAUCCACCCACCCAAAGGAAAUGGAAGGCAAGAAAUACAAAGGAUCAUGUGGUAACUGUAGAGCUUGCCGGGCAGGGUGGGAGAGCCAGCCUUGGGGCCCAGCCUUCUGGGGCUGCCCUGGCCUGUCUGCGUCAGUAUUACCACCUAGCAGAGUCCAGAACUCGCCGCCCUCCAGAGAACAGAUGUGACACAUGUGUCGGGCACAGGGCCCUUCUGCUUGGCAGGGCUCAAGAGGCCCACUCUGCAGACCCUCCGCUCAUCUGUCCUGGAGCCAGGCAGGGGAGUGGGCCCUCAGUACUUGGGACUUGAUCCUGUGGUUGGCCAUUGACCAUGCUGCUGCCCAGUCGUGCCCCGGGCACUUGGCAGGUGGUCCCUGGCCCCCCAGCACAGGGUGAGGAAAGGAGCACCCCCCCCCAAAGGUGUCGGCCCAGCUAUGGGGAGUUCCUUGCCCCACCCCUCCCCCACACCCAGGGAAAUAGCUCUCAAUUUUUUAUUUUUAAUUUUUGUUUGAAAUAAAGUCCUUAGUUAGCCA
Erinaceus europaeus (western European hedgehog) is the source of this 3603-nucleotide messenger RNA. RefSeq names its product phosphatidylinositol 4-kinase beta (gene PI4KB). Gene Ontology annotation, biological process: phosphatidylinositol phosphate biosynthetic process; phosphatidylinositol-mediated signaling. Gene Ontology annotation, cellular component: membrane; cytoplasm. Gene Ontology annotation, molecular function: 1-phosphatidylinositol 4-kinase activity. Bases 456 to 2969 code for a protein of 837 amino acids. The record is from RefSeq and is a predicted model, not a curated record. NCBI's taxonomy places the organism in Eukaryota, Metazoa, Chordata, Mammalia, Eulipotyphla, Erinaceidae. The transcript is spliced from 13 exons.